Molecule: messenger RNA, 2250 nt
Organism: Rodentolepis nana
Lineage: Eukaryota; Metazoa; Platyhelminthes; Cestoda; Cyclophyllidea; Hymenolepididae
Source: the annotation of a GenBank genome assembly
UUGGAAAACGUCAAAGAAUUUCAGGUGAAAUUUUUUUAUUUAAACUUUAAUGGAAUUACUGUCAUUUUAUCCUUCCCCAGCAAAGGUAACCACUUCAGGCGUCUUCAAGGUAGAGUUUUAAUUGGCUCGCUUUCGUCAUCGUUUUUUUCACAUGUGAUUUUACACCCAUCUCUUUUAAAAAUGGAUUCUCCGAUUGUUUAUGUAAAAGAUCGUCGUUACACCAAGCACUUAGAUGCCCAGUGUGAAGAUUUUACCUUUGUCAUACUUGCUGACCCUCAAUUAGCUUUAAUUGAGCGCUACGGUGAAAAGCGCGAUCCACCAUAUAAGUGGGACCGUGAGCUUGCUCUUGUGAAUCGUGCAAUCACCGCAAUAAAUAAUCUAUCAAGAAAGCCAAAAUUCGUCAUUGUUUGUGGCGACUUGGUAGACGCUGAGCCAGGAAGACCUGAACGAGGAGAACAAAUAGCCGACUUGAAAUCUGCAUUUGUGGAGAUCGUUCCCGAUAUCCCCAUUUUUACACUCCCUGGUAAUCACGAUGUUGGAAGUAGCCCUUGCUCUGCUGAUAUCGAGGACUACAAAUCUCACUGGGGUGAUGACUACUAUUCAUUUUGGUGUGGAAAAGUCAAAAUCAUUGUUAUUAACUCACAGUUAUAUUUCAACUCGGAGAACUGUAAAACUGGUUCUGAAGCCCAAGAUACCUGGUUGAAUGCGGAACUUUGUAGUCAAGAAAAUCAAAAUGCUGAAAAGAUUAUAGUCUUCCAGCACAUUCCCUUAUUUAGGAUGUCUUCAGAUGAGGACGAUGAUUAUUUUGUCAUUCCAAAAGGUACUCGUGAGGAUCUCAUGAAUAGAUACUACAAGGCUGGUAUUCGGCACGUCUUUUCUGGCCAUGUUCAUUAUAAUGUGAUGGGCUCUUGGCGACCAGAGGGUUCAAAUUCGACUUCCCUCGAAAAUAUCACCACUUCAGCCGUUUGUUUUCAACUCGGUGACGACAAACCGGGUCUCCGAGUUGUCCAUGUUACUCCUACUAACCUUACUCAUAAGUACUUCUCCUUCGACGAACUUGAAACAAAUCCCCACAUCGCUGACUCUGGUUUCUAUUGGAGAAAAGGUAUCUUGCGGUUGACAUCAUUAAGGCAUCGUGUGGGAUCGGCACGAUGCCUUAGUCAUGAAAGCCAAUUCUCGAAGGUGUCUCGAUUGCCAUCUCUCAGGUCCAAGCUGGAGUCAGUUCGGGAGUUUGAUAUCCCCCUCACCACAGGAAAGUCAAUGAAACCGAAAUCAGCUCGUUUUUUACCUUCCCCUUCCACAGAGAAAUCCAUCCCCGACAGCAAUACCUUCCGCGUGUCCGCCUAUGGAAUUGGACAGUCCAUAAAUUUGGAUCAGUUGAGGUUGGCAAUGGACUAUCAGGCUUUGGGCUAUCGGUGUCUUCGUCUUUCUCCCGAAGUUGCCAAUGAAAUCCUCUUCUUCACCACGCCUUCUGACGUCCACGACCCUGUGUCCCAUCGUGAUAUCCUCGUAUUCAAAACUGGUGUUGUUGUUUUUUGGAACGUCUCAGACUCUGAAUCUGAAGAAAUCAUAAACAAACUUCGCAGCGAAUGCAACCGACCUUUGGCGCUGGAAUUGAUGGAAUUCGAGGAGCUAGUCUACUCUUUCACCAGUGGACCAACAGUACUCGAUAUUGAGGAUAUUCGAUUUCGUGCAGUUCCAGCCAAGUCUGACUCGAAGGAGUUGAAGGAGGAUUAUGAGAAGGAAGUUCAGCGUCUGGUUUUGGAGAAAAUCGCCUUCUCUGAUGCUCUGGCUGCUUCCGUGAAGUUGUCUCUACUGGAAUCCAGUUUUGACGCCGUGGCAGUUCAGAUGCAGCCAUGGAUUGAUAAGAUGCAAACAGGGCUGGGAGUUUUCUUCCCAAUGUCGGCCGUCUUUCGAAAGACAGGAGAGCUCUUCACCCUAAGGCAUUUGCUGAAUAUCAGUACGACAAUCAGUGAAACACCAGAUUUCUAUUGGGAUAGACCAGAGGUUGAGAAACUGUUCCAAAACCUCAAAACAGCCUUAAGUGUUCAAAGUAGAACUAAUAUUCUCAACUCGAAACUGAACACCUGCUGCGAACUGACAGAAAUUCUAACAAAUCACCUCGAAGCCCGACAUUCCUCCCGUCUUGAGUGGAUGAUCAUUCUACUCAUUCUGAUUGAAGUGAUCUUUGAAAUCUCACGUUGGAAUAUGGGCUCUGACGAGCAUCAAGAAAAAUCUACUUCAAAAUAA